GGGCAACAAAAAUCUCUCCUCCCCCUCUUUCUCUACAGUCUACCCCCAUCGGAUUUAGACUUUUGGCAAACGACGCAGAGAGCUUCGACUCGUCUCUCUCACUGCCACCCAGCUCCUCCCUGUCUCCCGCCAGCCCAAUCACCACCGCCGCCGUGAUCUACGGCUCUGAUUCAAUCUCAAUCCCCCGGCUUCCCGCGGAAUUGGGGAUAGCAAGUCCUGACCGCGACAUUCUUUUCCGUGCUUUAAACGAUCAGAGUUGAACAACCUGCUGUAUUGGAGUUUUUUUUGAGACGGAGGUAAACUGUGAUGGUGGCAUCCUGAGCUGAGUUGCAGGCUGUGAUACAAGAAUCAAGUUCACAUGAUUCCUUUAGGGGAAGAUGGGACAGAUAAAGUUGCUUCUGAUAUAGUACAGAAGAAAGAGAGUUCUGAUAGUGAAAUUCAUGUGCCACAUCAAGCUCCUAAUAAGGGGAUCUGUCCGUUGCAAUCAGAUCAUAAAGGGACUGCUCAAUUUCUAACACCUGAGAAAGCGUCACAGGUGCCUGAUGGAGUUGUUACUGCGUCACAACCAAAUCAAGAAGGAAGUGCUUCCUCUUUAACAUCUGAGAAAACCCCACAAACUCCUGAAACCGCUGCACUUGCCUUGCAAUCUGCUCAAGAAGGAACCACUCCAUCUACUACACUUAAGAGAGUGUUAGACGAUGGUUAUCACUGGAGAAAAUACGGCCAGAAAUUUGUUAAGGGAAAUUCAUAUGUAAGAAGUUACUACAGAUGUACGCAUCCAAAAUGUGAAGUGAAGAAGCAAGUGGAACGUGCACUUAGUGGCCAGAUAACAGAUACUGUAUACUUUGGUGAGCAUGAACAUCCUAAACUCCGAAGUGUCCCAGUAGCUGUUAGUUUUGUUGUGUCCAUUGUUGAGGACGAAAGACCAAAAGUGCUUUUGUUAACUGAUGUUGAAGACAAAUCGUCAAAUGCGCAUGAGCACGAAUCAAACCAGAUUGAGCCAGUAGAUCCUCCACAGCUUUCAAGCGUUGCAGUUACUGAAGCCGUGCAGGGUGUGCUCUCUCAGUCAAAUAGACCGAGAGAUGGCGAUCCUGACCCUAUAAGACAGAAGAAGGCAAAACAUAAUGGCAACUCAUUACUGGUGGAUAAGCCAGCUGUUGAACCACGUAUGGUUGUUCAGACUAUGAGUGAGGUUGAUAUAGUGAGUGAUGGGUACAGAUGGCGCAAAUACGGGCAGAAAUUAGUAAAAGGCAAUCCAAAUCCAAGGAGUUACUACAGAUGCUCAAAUCCUGGAUGCCCUGUUAAGAAACAUGUAGAGAGGGCGUCUCAUGAUUCAAAAGUCGUUAUAGCCACAUAUGAGGGGCAACAUGAUCAUGAUAUGCCCCCGACAAGGACUGUGACCCAUAAUACAGCAGCAUCAAACGUGUUUACGACAGCCCGCAUUUGUGAGUCUGGCACUAUACCCGAAGGGAAUGCUGUCUGCCGCGAUACUAGCCCAGAACAUGAAGUUAAACUAAGCAAGCAACGGAACGAUGAGUCAAAAACUAAACCAAGUGAUGUUGCUGGCUCAGAUAUGGUCGUUGAUUCUGAUCUAGGCUCCGAAAGAACACUACAUGAUCAAUCGGUUGCCGAAGCAUGUACGACAACGGAAAGCGACCCCCCUUACAUGAUUGUUUGCAGAGCAAAUCAUAAGAAAACUAUUGAGAUGGGAAUUAAGUCAGAAGGCGUUGAUAUGGUGGCUUGCGACAAUCUGCGUCCGGAAAGUAAUCCACCGGAGCAAGAAAAGCCGAAAGCAGAACCUGUUGACAGUUAACCUGCAAUGCUGGAUCUAGAUUCAUCGACACCCUAAAUAAUGAAUUAAUGCAUCAGGACAUGCCUGGUGCUAGGGUUCAUCUUAUUCAUUCUUCCUCUUGUUUUCGUCUCCGGAGAGGAUGCUCUGGGUCGGGAUUGGAGGGUAGGAUUUGGCGGAAUGCCAAUAAUGUCCGACAGCGGAUUGGAAGGUUAACAGAAGUUGUGUAAAUUAUUUUAUAUAGAUUGAAUGACCUCAAAGAUGUAGGGAUUAGACUAAGGCAGGAGGACUCUCAUGUCAUGUUAGUACUUGAUAUAUGAAAAGUUGGUUGUGCUAAUGUUAUUCACGAACCCUAAUCGUUUAGUUUA
Malus domestica (apple) is the source of this 2157-nucleotide messenger RNA. Its product is annotated as WRKY transcription factor 1-like. Lineage: Eukaryota; Viridiplantae; Streptophyta; Magnoliopsida; Rosales; Rosaceae. Gene Ontology annotation, biological process: regulation of DNA-templated transcription. Gene Ontology annotation, molecular function: DNA-binding transcription factor activity; sequence-specific DNA binding. The record is from RefSeq and is a predicted model, not a curated record.